UCUUAUCAAACUAUUAUACUUACGAUAAUACAUCUGUCAGUAUCCAAUGUAACAUUUUAUAUUUAUAUCGAGCAUUUUUGGUUUUGGAUGUCAGUUAAUUCUUGAAUUUUUGAAAUCAGGACUCAUCUGAACUAGCAUCUAUUGAAAAUGGUUCUCUCUGGAAAAUACAGUGUAAUUGGGGAAGAAAACUUCGUUCAAUAUCUUAAAGACUAUGGUAUACCAGAAGACCUAGUUAAAGGUGGUGGCCAGUUCUCUAUUGAAUUCAAACAAGAAGGUAACAAAGUUACAAUUACUAAAACUACCAAUGGCAAGUCCGUAGUUGUCGCAUUUACGAUUGGACAGGAAUUCGAAGAAGAGUUUUUUGGCCACAAAAUUAAGAGUAACUCAAGACUUGAUGGAGAUGUACUUGUAAUCACCAAUGGAGACAAUUCUAGGACUUUCAACUUCUCUAGCACCGGUUUGGAAAUUGCCCAUAACUCACCUAAAGGAUCAGCAAAACUCAUUUUCAAGAAAGACUAGAUGACAAAAUAAACUUAGAUGACUGUGUGACUUUAAUUUAUGUAAUAUAGUUCUAAUAUUAUAA
This is a messenger RNA of Diabrotica virgifera virgifera (western corn rootworm), 583 nucleotides long. Its product is annotated as fatty acid-binding protein, liver. The transcript has 4 exons. Gene Ontology annotation, molecular function: fatty acid binding. Gene Ontology annotation, cellular component: cytosol; nucleus. The record is from RefSeq and is a predicted model, not a curated record. Bases 148 to 519 code for a protein of 123 amino acids. Gene Ontology annotation, biological process: fatty acid transport. Lineage: Eukaryota; Metazoa; Arthropoda; Insecta; Coleoptera; Chrysomelidae.